Meriones unguiculatus (Mongolian gerbil) is the source of this 3129-nucleotide messenger RNA. RefSeq names its product epithelial cell transforming 2 like (gene Ect2l). The record is from RefSeq and is a predicted model, not a curated record. Gene Ontology annotation, molecular function: guanyl-nucleotide exchange factor activity; protein binding. The transcript is spliced from 20 exons. Lineage: Eukaryota; Metazoa; Chordata; Mammalia; Rodentia; Muridae. Bases 26 to 2812 code for a protein of 928 amino acids.
AAGUGGAAGAAAGUAAUUUGCUGAGAUGUCAUUUGGGAACUUUCUCCAAGAAAGUCUGGAAGUGGAGAGUUUUCACACGAGGUUCAGUGCCUGGACACCUUUUAACAACCAGUUCUUAAAUAGACAGCUCUUUCAAGAAAGAGUUACUCUCAUAAGUCACUGGUUUGACCUCUGGACCAACAAGCAACGGCAGGAAUUCUUAUUCACAAUUCUUUCACAAUGCUCUAAAUCACAAUUAAGGUUCAUCCAAGACUGGUUUUCAGAAAGGAAGCAGGUGGCCAGAGUGGAUUUCUCGACAGUGUUACCACGCUUCAUUUCUCUUUAUAUCUUUUCCUUUCUGAAUCCAAAAGACUUGUGUGCAGCUGCUCAAGUCAGCUGGCCCUGGAAGUUUCUAACGGAACAGGAUUGCCUAUGGAUGCCUAAAUGCACUAAGUUCGGAUGGUUUUUGCCCUAUACUCCAACACAGAAUGAAUACGGAGCUUGGAAGCAUCACUACAUUGCUUGUGUCUCCAGCCUGGACUGGCUGACACCCAGGGAAGCUGCUGCUGUCUAUGGAACAUUGAAUGAGCCCAAAACAGAAGAUGAGGAGCUCCAGGAGAGGCAAAGAGAAAAGUGCCUAAGGAAAAUGAUUUGGGAGAAAAUUGCAUUCCAUAAGAAGGAGUUACUCAAAGCUCGACCCCCCUGGCUGAGUGGAACACGCUGCUCCAGGUUACAGAAAUGCACGAGCCUGCCUGGUGGUCCUCAUCUGUGGAGACAUGGAGCCAGGCUCUAUGAAACACUGGAGAGACAGUUUGUUCACACAUCUUUAGAUGCUUUGCCCAAGCAAAGCCAUCUAUCUGGGAGUCACUCUUACUCUUUAAUAAAGAAAAAUCAUCGUGAGGUUGGCCGAACUAAUGACAACUCUUCCUGUGCUUUGCAACCACGCAUCAUCCUAAUCUCAUCUCGGAUUCCUGCAUAUGAGAUGGUGAUGGAGAGCGUUAAGGCUGGCAUCGUGGCUGUGCUAUAUGAGCACAGCGGAGUGACACUGGAGGGCCUGCUUCAUCUCACACACAGAGCUCUGCAAGGACGAAAGGCACAGAGCCUAGGAAUAUUUAGCAGUGGAAACAGCAGAGAAAUAGACUUACUCCAAGGCUAUAACAUUUGUAUUAAAAAUUUACUGUGGCCUGAAGUGAGAGACUUCUGGGAGAAACUAGGAAGCUGUGUGGCCACUGAAGAAGAAGGGGGACGUGUAGACUUCUUUGUGCCACUGGGAGCAUCAGAAGCGGGCCUAGAAGUUCUUUCUCAGCUGUCUCAACUAACUGGCACCCUCUUCUCCGCCCCCACUGGAAUUGCGACUGGCUCAUAUCAACACAUUCUCAGUGACUGGCUGUGGCCAGAGCAGGGUCAGAAUCCUCCUUCUAACUACUUUAGCGAGUCCAAGCUGCAGGCAUGGUCCAGCUUCACAGAAUUCCUGGAAGACACCUUGAAAUCAGUGAGGACGGAGUUGAAGCCGCUCUUUAAGAACCUGCAGGAGAGUAUCAGCGGCCGGAUGAUAGGGCAAUUUAUGUUUGACACUCUGGGUAUGAGCAGCAUUCUAAAUAACCAAGACACUGUACAGACUCUGGCAGAGGGACUGAUGGAGCUGUCAAAAGAAGGAUCUGACAAACCUCUGGAAUUUUUGUCAUACUUUCUGCUGAAGAAAUCUAGUAAAAAGAACAACGAUUUUGAAGGAAAUGGUAUUCUGACAGAAGGUGACCUGAAAGAAGCUUGGGAUCCACUCAUGAAGGAGAGAAAACUCCAGAUGGACUCAGUAAAGAAACGAACCCAAGUUGUAAGGGAGCUUGUACAGAGUGAGAGACGGUACGUGCAAAUGCUGGAAAUCGUGAGGGACGUGUACAUCAGGCCCUUGAGGGCAGCGCUGUCUUCAAACAGGGCCAUUCUGAGUGCUGCCAAUAUCCACAUCAUUUUCUCUGACACUCUGCGCAUCUUAAAUCUCAACAGAGAGUUUCUAGAUAACCUAAAAGACAGACUACAGGAAUGGAGCCCAGCCCACUGUGUGGGAGAAAUAUUCAUAAAGUUUGGAAGCCAGUUGAACACAUACACCAAUUUUUUCAACAAUUAUCCAGUUGUUCUGAAAACCAUCGAGAAGUGCAGAGAAAUGACACCAGCAUUCAGAGCUUUCCUGAAGAGGCAUGAUAAAACCAUUGUUACCAAAAUGCUGAGCCUGCCAGAGCUGCUUCUGUACCCGUCCCGGAGAUUUGAAGAAUAUAUUCAUCUUCUCUAUGCUCUGAGACUCCAUACUCCUGCAGGACACGUAGAUCGUGGGGACCUGACCACUGCAAUUGAUCAAAUCAAAAAAUAUAAAGGCUACAUAGAUCAGAUAAAGAAAAACCUCAAAAUGAGAGAGCAGCUUUCUGCUAUGCAGACAGUCAUCUGGGGGUGCCCCACUCUAUCAGAAAUAAACAGAUACCUCAUCAGGAUCCAAGAUGUAGUUCAACUUCACUGCUGUGAUGAGAAAAUGGAUUUCUCCUUAAGGCAGUAUGAACAGACCCGAGACCUCAGUCUCUUUCUCUUCAAUGAUGCACUGCUUAUCACCAGUCGAAGCACAUCCCAUAUUCCAUUUGAAAGGACUUCUAAAACAACCUACCAGUUCAUUGCAUCAGUGCCCCUUCCCAGGGUGCUCAUAGAAGACAUUCCAGACUCCAAAUAUGUCAAGAAUGCAUUUAUUCUUCAAGGUUCAAAACAUGAAUGGAUCUGUGCUACUGAGGUGGAGGAUGAUAAAUUCCUUUGGUUGUCAGUACUCCAACAUACAAUCAGAAGCAGUAUGAAGUAAGACUAGAUUCAAAGAACAUAGUAUCCUUGGAAAGUCAGAUAAUGUAUAUUUUGUGCUUCAGAACAUCUAGUGAGAAGCACACAGAUAUUUAUCAUGGAUAAUAAGGAGAUGAGAGAGCUAGGACGGCCAGUGAAGUUCCUUCCAACUUUUAAAAUCCAUGAUAAAGCAUGGUGUAAUGUAUAAAAACAAUGAGUUUAAAAUUUUGAACUGUAUCUUGUGGUAACUACUGCUCAUAAGCAUUACUCAAGACAAUUUGAUACGAUGAGUAACAAGAAAAAAACAUAUUGUAUAGGUUUUUAACAAACGUGUAAUAAAAA